Molecule: messenger RNA, 1578 nt
Organism: Microdochium trichocladiopsis
Lineage: Eukaryota; Fungi; Ascomycota; Sordariomycetes; Xylariales; Microdochiaceae
Product: putative MFS multidrug transporter
Exons: 3
Coding region: 1-1578 (525 amino acids)
Biological process (GO): transmembrane transport; basic amino acid transport
Cellular component (GO): fungal-type vacuole membrane
Molecular function (GO): basic amino acid transmembrane transporter activity
Source: RefSeq, a predicted model, not a curated record
AUGAGCGCCAACAAGGCCAACAUGGCCGUCGUCUUCCCGGCCAUUGCAUCGGGAAUCUUCCUUGCCGCGGCCGACGGGACGAUCGUGCUGGUCAACUACGCCACCAUCUCGAGCGAGCUCAACGCCCUCAACAAGGCCCAGUGGAUCGUCACGACCUACACCUUUGUCGCGGCCUGCUUCCAGCCCCUCUACGGCAAGCUAUGCGACAUUUUUGGGCGCAAGAACUGCCUUGUCACCGCGUAUAUCUUGUUCGCCACAGGCUGCAUGGCCUGUGGCAUGUCGACCACCAUUGAGGGACUCAUUGCCGCGCGCAUCCUCCAGGCCGUGGGUGGAAGCGGGCUGGGUACCGUCAUUAGCAUCUUGCUCACAGAUCUCGUCCCACCCGAGGACCGUGGUGUGUGGCAGGGCCUGCUCAACAUCAUGUAUCUCUUUGGUGCGGGCAUCGGCGCACCCGUGGGAGGCUUCCUCGCAGGGUCGGUGGGCUGGCGGUGGUCCUUCAUCGGCCAGGUCCCGCUGUGCGUGUUGGCCAUCUUCGUCAUCUCGUGGACCUUGCACGACGACAUGCCCACGCACAAUGACAAGCAUGACCCGUCCUCUGCGUCCAGCCAACCCUCCAGUACUCUCCUUGCCAGACUUCGCCGCGUCGACUUCCUCGGCGCCAUAGCCCUCGUCACCACCAUCUCGUCGUUCCUCUUCGCCCUCGACCGCGGCGGCAACGUCUCCUGGUCCGCGCCGGAAUGCUACGUACCGCUCAUCGUGUCCUUCUUCACGGGCGCGCUGUUCCUCUACGUAGAGACCAAUAUCGCCGCGGAGCCCGUGAUGCCGCCGUCCGUCAUACUCAGCCCGGCCCUGCUCCCCGUGUACGUCUCCUCGUCCCUCGCCUUCUUCGCCAUCAUCGCCCUCGAGUUCACCCUGCCGCUCUACUACCAGGCCCGUGCGGGCAUGUCCCCGCAGGCCGCGUCGCUGUUCAUGAUCCCCGCCAUUAUAGCGGGCACGAGCUGCGCCCUUGUGACCGGGUUCUGGAUGCGCCGGACGGGCCAGUACUACCGCGCCCUACUGUUCGCAUGUGCGUGCCAGACGGUGGGCGGUGUGGUGGUGUUCCUGUUCUCCGGCCCAGUCAGGGAGCAGGCUGCCGCGCUGGUUGUCGGACACGUCGUGUCUGAGCUCGGAGUGGGCAAUGUUGUCGUCUCGGGCUUGAUUGCCGUUAUCUCACUGGGCUCAGACUCGUCCUCGGCACUGCGGAUCGCGGCAUACUACUCGCUGCGCAACAUGGGCUCCGUGCUCGGCGUCACCGUCGUCUCGACCAUCAUCCAGCAAGGCCUGCGCGACCUGCUCACCGUGGAGCUCGCCGCCCACGGCGUCGACGUGGACAAGAUCGUCGACGAGGUGCGCCACAGCCUGGGCAACCUGCGGCACCUGGAGCCCGAGAUUGCGGACAUCGUCAGGCGCUGCUAUGGCCAGGCGAUGAACAGGGGUUUCUUGCUGAUCCUCGUGGCCGCGGCGCUGACCUUCGUCCCGGCGGCGUUUAUCAAGGGCGGGAGGGAGAAGAGGAAGAAGGAGGAGACUGGUCCGGAGUGA